Messenger RNA from Mesorhabditis belari, 663 nucleotides. Lineage: Eukaryota; Metazoa; Nematoda; Chromadorea; Rhabditida; Rhabditidae. The record is from the annotation of a GenBank genome assembly.
AUGAGUCCUGAGAGUCCAGAGCAAGAAGAAGCCCCGCUAUUGACGAAUCAAACGACUCCAAAGAAAACACCAAAGACUUCAAUAUGUAGCCAAGCUCCUUCACUGAUCGAACCGGAUCUGAUAAUCCGAAAUCCGACAUUUCAAUCUCUAUCGAACGAUUUGUAUAUUUGUUCUCCUGUAGAAGAGACUCAACCCUCUUUUCCCGAAUCGAUUCGCUUAGAAAUGCCGGAGGAUUUCGAUGAUGACGGAGAGCUUGAAGAGGAUAAUCACAAUAUUCAGAUAAUGAAACCGCCGGAUAUCAUGGAUGAAGUUGAAUUGCAACAUGUGACAAUCGAAAUCCCAGAUGAAGAGCCGAAACGGCGACGGAGUCGAGUGAGGGAAAGUUUUGAUGAAGAUAGAGUUCCCCGAAAGUUCCGCGAAAAAAAACUCGUUUAUGCGACCGAUGCGAAGAAGUUGUACGAAACAUAUCAAGAGGAAUGGGGACGACUCGAGCGAUUGUCGGCUCGCCUUGGUCCCCGUAGAAAGUCAGUGUUGGCGUUGGCCUCAUCCCCCACGAGACAGGACAGUUACAGUGGCGAUGAAGGGCCGUCAACAUCCCGUCAACCCUCACCCCAUAGAGAUAGUCGUGAUAGUGGAGAAUCGAGUAAUGUCAGCAGAAAAUCG